AUGGAAGGUCUACACGUUGCUGUGAAUGCUGAUAUCAGUAUGGAUGUGCUUCUGCGAAGCUUCUUCGCUGUCUGUUCCAUUAUACUUAUAAUAUCAUUACUCCGAAUGCGCUUGAUGACAGCAAGCCUACCUUUUGAAGGCAAAUUCAUGAAAGGAAAAUCAUCUUUCCCUGUGUCUGAGAAAAUACAAGACAAUGCUCAGGUUGAAGAGCAAAUGCAACUGCAUAAAGAACUUUACUUCAAGCUUCAAAACCUCGAAGACUACCCCGAAGUAUUGCCACAAUCUCGAGAUUUGUUAAUCUCACUGUUCUCGGAGACUCUUACAGGAGCGCUCCAGACCCCCAGACAUGGGAUUUUGGCUGUUGAGAAUUACAGUCGUGACGCUGUAACGAAGUUCCUACUUGGUGAGCAUGACAAUACAGUACAGCUAUGGGAGCAAUACUUAAAAAGAAGGGAGGCCGGACAGCCAAUGGAGAUGUUUAGGAAUCGGGAAGAAGCUAAAUUGUGGUUGAAGCAAAAUGCACCAGUGAAAUACGUAGAUGGUGCCUGGUUGGGUCAUAUUCACAAGGUCACGACUCCGUUUGCUUUGCGUAGGACGACAAAAGACACUUGGCAGGUGCUGUCUGAGGAACUUGGCGAUGGAGAAUUGGACAAGAACCACGUCUACAUCUAUCGCGAGCUGAUGCGGGAAAUUGACCCUAGCCUACCAGACGGAGACAGCCCCGAUUUCAUACAUCCAAGGCAUCAGCUCAACAACCCAAACGUUUGGAAAGCAGCUCUUAGUCAACUACUGAUAUCUCUCUUCCCACACGAGUUCUUGCCCGAGAUCCUCGGCUUCAACAUGCACUUUGAGCUCCUCACUAUGGGUACGAUGAAAGCUGCCAAGGAACUCGAAGAAUUAAAGCUCAAUAGCUAUUACUUCUACCUACACAUAUCGAUCGAUAAUGCAGACUCUGGUCACACGGCGAUGGCUUUGCAAUCGGUGCUUCGAUACGUCGAAGAAAUCCGCGCAUCAGAGGGGGAAGCAGCUGCACAACAAAUUUGGAAACGUAUCCAAGCAGGCUACAUUCUCUCCGAAAGCGUCCUUAACGCAAACGAAUCCCAUGGUCAUGCCCGCCCAGUCAUGGUUGACGUCAUGUUCCCAUCCAACAAGCGCGAAGAGGAAGUUCUCGAUAUAUUCAAAGCCAAAGCGUCAGUGGCGCACAAGAUUCACUGCAACAGCAAAGCGAUGAUCGGGCGGCGAUCACUGAUCGACUGGCUUGAGCCAAACGCCUUCGUAUCGAAGCAGUGGCAAAUGGAAUUUUUGAAUGACUUAGCUAACUCGAAAAGGUGGGUGUGGAAGGGGCAUAGUAAUAAGAGCUCACUAAUACGGGAAUUAUCUUGGAAGGGCAAGAUGUUCGGAGCCUUUACACAAAAGGAAGUAGAGAUCCUCAAGGACUGGAUUGAUUCCUUGGGAACCCCGGAUUCGGCGAUGUACUGGAGAUUUGUUGGUCGGGAAGCGACAAGCUCGACCCAGGUUCUUCAAAACCUAGACAUCGCCGUCGACUAUCCAGUCUUCUCACAGCAGCCCACAGCAUCUGCUAACCCAAUUUACUCGAUUCCUUCCCCUGUUUUCGCAUUGGCCACGGUCCAAUUCGCUCCCAAACCACUCUUCCCCACCGACUCACAGCCACGUCUCUCUGUCCUUCUUCCCCUCUGGUUCACCCACCCAUGUCUCCUUGAGACCACCAUCGCCACGCCUGCAAAGACAACCAAUGCAACCUCUGCCGCCAUCCUGCGCCUGUUACGAGCUCAAUCUGGCUUCUCUGCCGAAACUGCGAUCGUCGCCGGCAUGGAUGAAUUACGAUGCACUGAACAACCUGGCUUGAUGGAACUUGGCCAAGAACUCAUGCGACGUCACGGACUUCCGGAACCCAAGUGUCUCAAGGACGUAUUACAGAACAACACUGACGCCGAAUUUGCGCAUUCCAUGCUCAGUUGGGCGAUGCGGCCUGUAGCGAAUCUAGGGUUGCUGCUUGGUUUGACAAAAGCGUUUGUUGAGUUACAUGUUUGGGUAGCAGGGUCGGGUAUGCUUUCCGAGAGUGGUGCACUGGCGCUACGGCUCAUUAUUGCAAGAGAGGAAGAUUGUCUUGAUAUUUGUUUGAAGGAGCUGAUGGGGGAUGAAAUUCGUCAUGGGGAAUUUUGGAAGGGAUAUGCACUUGGAAGAACAGAAAUUGAGAAAUGUUUUUAA
This is a messenger RNA of Sclerotinia sclerotiorum 1980 UF-70, 2229 nucleotides long. RefSeq lists its product as hypothetical. The coding region runs from base 1 to 2229 and encodes 742 amino acids. The record is from RefSeq and is a predicted model, not a curated record. NCBI's taxonomy places the organism in Eukaryota, Fungi, Ascomycota, Leotiomycetes, Helotiales, Sclerotiniaceae. The transcript has 2 exons.